This is a messenger RNA of Dibothriocephalus latus, 168 nucleotides long. The record is from the annotation of a GenBank genome assembly. Lineage: Eukaryota; Metazoa; Platyhelminthes; Cestoda; Diphyllobothriidea; Diphyllobothriidae.
CCCGAGGUAUGGACCCGAGUCAUCAUUGAGAAACCCUUUGGUCGUGAUCUGGAAUCCGCCAAGGAGUUGUCAGAGCGCCUCAACAAACUCUUCACUGAACCCCAGAUCUACCGGAUUGAUCACUAUCUUGGCAAGGAAAUGGUGCAAAACCUGUUAAUUUUGCGGUAA